AAAAUAGCUUUAAAGCUAAAAACAAAACCUUAUGUUCCACAACUUCAAUUAAAAGGUUUUGAUAGUCUUUACUGAUAUUUCUAUCUCCUUCAAGCUGUGGCUAAAACUGAAGCUAAACUUUUGUGAGAUGUAUCUGCAACUUUUAGGUCUGACGCUGGAGAGACGAAAUGUCUUACGGAUGCCUCUUUAACUGUUGAGGCAAAGCUGCGCUCUGAGGUUCACCUUAAACUUUAAAACUGCGUUCAAUGCGUUUUUGCUUUGUUUGAAUAUUAUUAAACUUUUUUUAUCUUUUGGUGGCAGAGUUGCUCUUUGAAAUAACACAAAAACCUUACUACGUGUUUGGGUGAGAUGCUGUGAUGGGUUUCAGAGCAGCUGCUUUUUUAUUGUUUGUGUCAGGAGGAAAUCUUGGCUCCGCAGCUCAAAACUCGUUGGUCACCAAUGAGACCGCCAACCAAACCCAAAGAGAACAAGAGACAACAAGAUCACAGUGGGCAACUCGGCUUUCUCCUGUCACCUUCCAGCUCAAAACCUACCGGCUCAGAAACCUGCCCCAUUUGGUGAGGAGCAGACUUCACAAAGCCUGCAGGUGGCCCAGGCCAGGCUUGAUCUUCCAAGUUGUGAAGCUCGAGCGGCCCGUGCCUGCGCCAGCGGAGACCAGGUCGGUGCACUGUGGUGAAGAAAAGGUCACCGUGGCGGUCAAAAAGAACUUUCUAGGUAAUGGUCAGCUGAUCCAACCCAAUGAUCUGAGUUUAGGAGUGAUGGUGGUUGAUGCUGUGUAUCACAUCCUGCUGUUUGAGACAGAACUACAGGACUGUGGCAGCACAGUUACCGCAAGUAUUCAACUCAUACACGACUGCCAGUGUGCGUGUGAAGAGGCAUUACGCUUGAGGCCUCAGUGGACGACGUUCGCCUUUGAAAUGCAAACAGAACAGUAGCUUCACUUUGCGUUGUGCCUCAUGACAGAGGUCUGGCGGUCGCCCAGGGCGUCCAACGUCUUCUUUGUGAGAGAGAUGAUGCAUGUGGAGGCGGCGACGGUGAUGCAGGGCUACCACGUCCCUCUGAGUGUCUUGGUGGACAGCUGUGUGGUCACCGCGAGCCCCAAUCCAAGUUCUCAUCCCAGUUACUCCUUUAUUGGCAACCACAAGUGUUUGACUGACUCUAAGCUGACAGGAGCCCAGUUUUACUUCAUGCCGAGGAGCCAAGAGGAUAAACUUCAUUUCCAGCUGAAAGCCUUCAAGUUUAAACACGAUGACAGGAGCGAAUUCUACAUAACAUGCCGACUGAAAGCGACAACAGUCAGUGUUCUCGUCGACUCUCAACACAAAGCCUGCUCCUUCCUGACCAAAGCCGUAAGAUGGGUGGCGUCAGGUGGAGACAACAAGUUGUGUAGCUGCUGUGAGACCAGCUGCGGUGGGCAGGUGCAGAGAAAAAGCCCCGCAGCAGAUGCUGCUCUGGGUCCCAUCCUGUUAGAGGACGGCGCUUCUUCCUGAAUCAGUUCAACAAAACUGAGUCUGGUAACCCCUGGUAACGUCUUCCUGGCUAAUUCUGCCUGCUGUAGCUAACAGAGCCAAUAAUCCCUGCCUUUUCCUUCUCAUGCUCCCUCAGCCUCUUAUUCAUCUGUGUGGAGCAGGUGUUGCUCAUGUGGUGAUGGUCUCAGUGAGCACUUUAGUCUGCAGCAGACUCCAUAAACCCGCUGGGCAUUCUGUUUGUACCUGAGUUAAGCCAA
Poecilia reticulata (guppy) is the source of this 1726-nucleotide messenger RNA. The record is from RefSeq and is a predicted model, not a curated record. Lineage: Eukaryota; Metazoa; Chordata; Actinopteri; Cyprinodontiformes; Poeciliidae.